This is a messenger RNA of Alternaria rosae, 2077 nucleotides long. RefSeq lists its product as uncharacterized. Gene Ontology annotation, biological process: regulation of transcription by RNA polymerase II. The transcript is spliced from 2 exons. The record is from RefSeq and is a predicted model, not a curated record. Gene Ontology annotation, molecular function: RNA polymerase II cis-regulatory region sequence-specific DNA binding; DNA-binding transcription factor activity, RNA polymerase II-specific. NCBI's taxonomy places the organism in Eukaryota, Fungi, Ascomycota, Dothideomycetes, Pleosporales, Pleosporaceae. Bases 428 to 2077 code for a protein of 549 amino acids. Gene Ontology annotation, cellular component: chromatin.
CAGGAUCCCAUACCUAGCUGGCUUGUGGAGCUGCGCUGCGCCCCGGCGCACUAGAGCGAGCCGUCCUUCUCUGUGCGCUCAUCAGUUCUCUUUUUCACUGGCCUGCCCUUGAUCAAGGUUCAUCAACCACGUCCCUCUCGUUUCUUUCCGCCGUCGCCGUUCAGGUUUUCAUCUUGGGUCUCAUAAUUUUGUGCCCUCACACUCUUUGAUCUUCAUUAUCUAUCUUAGUGACAGUUUCGUUAUUACGAACUGGCCCACAGUCAUUCCUUCGACUCUCUCUUAUACUGUCCAGUAUCCUGCCUUCAAGUACAACUAAUUUGUCCUCGACAUCACUCGAUACAACUCUAUCAUCGACCCAACCCACCAACAACAACGUGUACAACGACGACAACUGCUAUAUUGAACUAAAGACACACCUACACACGCAAUGGAAGGCUCAUAUCCCAUCCACCCUGCCCAGGCAAUGCAAUCACCAUUCUUCUACUACAACCCGGACCCUCAAGGGGAGAACACACGCCAACACGGUCACUUCACACCCCACCCAUCCGGACAGGCUACCUUCCAAGCACAGAACAUGUACUACCAGAGGCCAACGUCGGCAUGCUCUCAGAUGUCCUACCCUCAGACCGCCUACGCCAACCAGAUGCUUACCCCCGUUGCAUCUCCUCAGCCAAUGUACCAGAAGCCAACGAUCUUGAUCCAACCUCAAGACUCGCCAUACCUUCACCCCAUUGACACUGACUACUCGUUCUCGCCUGCCACACCUCCUCUUUCGUCAUGCGGUAGCAACACCAGCAGCCCUCCAUCCACAUGCGAUGUCCUUCCUACACCGCUGCACGACAUGUUCUCUGCUGAAGGCAUCGAGGGUGUCAAGCAAGGUUGCGAAGGCGAGGUCUUCUCUGAGCUCCUCUCUGCCGGUCUCGAAUGGCGUUCAGCCUCCCCACCCAUGACACCAGUCUACAUCCAGCCUCCGUCGGCUAACCAGGGGUCCUACCUCCUGUCUGCAACUUCAUGCCCCUCGCUUUCCCCAUCACCAUCACCAGUGCCCCGCUCUGCCUUUGCGGAAGCCGAGAACAACUUCUGCAACCCCCGCGAUCUCACCGUCUCUGCGACCACCGAGCUCCCUAUCGUCACACUUUGCCCCGGCGACGAGGAGCACAAGGUUGUCCUCAAGGGUGAGACUGCCAAGGUAGAUAGCUUCGAGCCUGCUCAGUCGUUCAACUUCACUGGACUGCCCACUUUCGAGCCCCUGUUCGAGCUUGACUGCGAGGACGACUUCACCGGCUUGGUCAACUUCUCCACCGAUAACGCCCACUUUUGCGGCAGCAAACGCCAGCGCACUGACCUCGGUGCCUUUUCUCCUGAAGAGGACUUCCUCAGCGACGAGAGCUUCACCGACUUCGAGGAGGAGCUCGUCAACGGCCUGCCCCUUACUCCUGCCACCAGCGACUUCGACAUGUCGGCUACUUCUGACAUGAGGAGGCGAACAGUCAAGAAGGCUCGUUCCGAGUUCAGCGAGACUGAGUCCGACUACCAGGGUAAGCAACAGACAUCCGGUGAUGAUAACACCAUGUCUGGAGCAUCAAGCCAACAAGAAUCAGGUCAAGCCGAAAACGCUGUCGGCUCCAGCUCAGACGAACACGCCACUCCCGUCGCACCUACUAGCCGCCGCGGUCGCAAGCAGUCGCUCACCGACGACCCUUCCAAGACAUUCGUCUGCACUCUGUGCUCGCGUCGCUUCCGCCGUCAAGAGCACCUCAAGCGUCACUACCGCUCUCUCCACACUCACGACAAGCCUUUUGAGUGCACCGACUGCGGUAAGAAGUUCUCCAGGAGCGACAACCUGUCGCAGCACCAGCGCACCCACGGCACUGGCGCUGUUAGCCUCGAGGUCAUGGGCUCCGACUUCCAUCAUUCGGACAUGCAGCACGGUCAACCCGGUGCGUUUGGCGCACAGGCGCCUUCCACCAUGGGCGAGAUUCUCUACAACGCCGCUGCCGAGAUCCCCACAUCAAGCUCAGAUGGAUCCGAGAACGAGUCUUCCCCCAGCCAGAAGAAGCGCAAGAGAAACGAGUAA